Messenger RNA from Prorocentrum cordatum, 2877 nucleotides. The record is from the annotation of a GenBank genome assembly. NCBI's taxonomy places the organism in Eukaryota, Dinophyceae, Prorocentrales, Prorocentraceae.
AUGACGGUUGUGGGAUGGAUAAGGAUCGGCAGCAGAAGAAAGGGCGAGGAGAAGGAGAGCGAGGGUGAGGGUAAUUCGGAGGAUGCUGCGGAGGAGUACCAGGGCAAGCCUGUGCGGGAGUGCUCUGGAGCUUGCGCGGCCGCCCAGGAGUUUACCGUCGCCCUCCAGAAGCGCUCCCCCGCCGACAAGCUGGGCGUGCAGGCCAGGGACGGGAGCACUGCCCUCCGGGCACGGCGCUGGGAGUGGGCCGCCGGCCUCGCUCGGGUGCUGCCAGAGGUGGCGUACGACGGCGUGACGAUCCGCGUCAUCGGGUUCCGGGAGAACGGCAUGGUGGGGGCGUGGAACGCGAGGAGCCCCGGGUCGGAGGUCAUGAAGGACGACCGCAUCGUUGCGGUCGGGGGCGUGCGCGUGACCAAAGAGAACUUCAAGGAGGAGCUCGCGCGGGCCUCCGGCAAGGUCGAGGUGCUGGUGCAGCGCACCACCACCGUGAUCGAGCGCGCCGCGGCCGAGGUGGGCUCUGGGGCGGAGGCGAGUCCGGCCCAGACCUACAGCGUCCCAGAUCAGCUCGCAGGGCACAGAGCCCUCAAGCUCGGGGAGGCGGAAGCCCCGGCGGCGGAAGCUGUUCCAGCGGGCGUCUGCGGGAGGCGCGCGGAGGGGCGGCAGGACGUCCAGCCGGAAGGCCACAGCCUGAACAGCCGGGGGGGCCCCCCCGCCUGGUGGCGGGAGGCGAAGCUGGGCAUCCGCCGCGGGCGCUCGGAGGCUCCUCCCGAGGGGGCCGCCUCCCUUCGGCGCGGCGCUCCCGGGGACCUGCCAGAGGUCGCGAGGUGCGCCAAGGGACGGGUCCUGGGGCAUAACACGUUUUCUGAUUCGCGGACUGGGGAGGCCAGCGUCUCGGCAGGGUACGGGGAGAUUUUCGCAGCUUGUGUCGACGGAGACCUCUUUGAUGUCAACAUGGACAGGGAGCAGCGUAAGCCAGCCAAUGUCGGUCAAGACAUACAAGUUUUACAACGGGCAUAUGAUGUGCUCAUCAAGCAAGAAGGUGGACCAGACAGCGAUGCAGCCAAGUCUUUGCAGCUCAAGCUUCACAAUCUUCGGCAGGUUCGAGACAGCGCCAAGUCGGAGAGCCAGCGCCUGCUGGUGGCCAUUGGGAAACUCUCCAAAGUUGAGAAACAAGUGGAGUCACAUUCGCAGUCGGUCGGACUUCUUGAGACAAAGGUUCAGAAUGCACAUUCACAUCUUCGAGUACAAGAACGUGCCUUGGCUGAGGCAAAGGAGAGCCUUGCUGAGGCGCAAAAGAAACGCGAUGAGCUGGUCGUGGAGACGCGCCGUGCCCAGGAGGCGCAGGACGUGGCGCAAGCGGCCGAGCGAGCCAGGCCACGCAGCCCUUCACCUACUCCGGAGCAGUUCUUCAACCUCAUGCGUGCUGAUGCCAUGGAGGCCGCAGCUCUACAGAAGGCGAAGGACACGGGCCUUGAUCCCAGUACGGUACAGCAGGCCCUUCAGGUGGGGCGCCAUCUUCUCCAGGGGCGCCAGAGGCUGCAGCAGUCCAUGGAGGUGUUCUUGGAGAUGCCCCUGGGACUCCUGGUGGCGCCCAGCAAGAGGCAGGAGGGCAGCUGGCGUUGCCAGAAGGGCCCCCGCGUAGCGGGCCCGUGGUCGCCGUUCGUGGCCCAGCAGCAGCUGCUCCAGGUGGAGGAGAGGAUCUACCACGUGGGGCUGGAGCUGCAGGCGAAUCUGAGCAGCAGAAUCGAGCCUCUCGCAGCCCUCGCAGCCGCAGGGCAGCCAGAGGCCCAGCAGCUAGCGGGGGCGGCCUCCAGGGCCCAUGUGAUUUUCGUCCAGGAGCACAAGUUGUUCCGACCAAAAAUUUUAGAGGCCAAGUCCAAGGCCCGCAAACUAGGUUGGAACAGCUUCUGGGCCCCAGCCCUCGCUACCGAGGCAGGCUUCGCCUCGGGGGGAAAGAACCUGGACGUCUGUCGGGAGCUGGGACAUCAUAUUCUUACACGAGGGCUGCCUUUCGUGGCAGGCGGUGACUUCAAUUUAACACCUGGUGAAGUCAAUGUCGGACUGGAACCAGAUCGCUUCGGAGGCGAAGCUGUUUUCGAUCCAUCGGUGCACACCUGCAGUGUUCAGGACACGCAUAGGACUUUGGACUAUUUCAUUUUGAGCAAGCCGCUGGUGAAGGCCUUUUUAUCAGUGGCGGCAGAUCUCUCGAACGACGUGUAUCCCCACAAGGCAGUGGAUCUUCACCUCACUUCGGAAACGUUUUCCUUGAAAGUGAACAAACUUGCCAAGUUCGAGUGUCUGCCAGUUGCUCUUCCUUGUGGGCCAUCGUUACCUCCACCUGAUUAUGCGGACCUCGAGCUGCAGAUGAAUCAGGCCCUGGAUAUUUUUCAAAGUAACGAUGAUAUGUUUAGAACCCCUACCCCCGCGGAAAAACAGCCUCUGGAAAGCCGGCUUUCAGAGAUCUACGAUGAGUGGUGCACUCGGUCCUGGGGGGAGCUCAAGGAUGUGUACCACCAACCCGAGUUGAAGUCCCUUCUGUCCAAUCCUGAGCGCAGGUACCUUCAUGGUACGUAUGUUCUGCUGCGUCACACUCGCAAUGUCAAGAAGCGUGGAGGACCCUUCGCUAGGUUCUGGCCUGCUGGCAGAGCCUUCGCCCACGAGCUUGUGCAGCAGGCAUUAGGACCUCUCCUCGAUGCGUAUUGGGCUUGGGACGAGGGGACCUGGGACAUGGAAGGUUUGGAUUCUUGCAUCACCCAUCUCUUUGAGUUGGAGAGCGAAUGUUUCAAGAAAGAGAGGGUGCGCCAAAACGCCGGGUGGUCAAAAUGGUGCGAGGAAGCUUUGAGUGGUGGCGCAUCCCGCGCCCACCAGUUUCACUAG